AUGAAACAGGAGUUAAAGCGUGAAAGGGAGAAGCUUAGAUCCGACAUCUCUGACGCGGACUCGAAAGAUGAUAAGCAAGAGGAACGUCCUGGUCCCUCCAGACAAAUGGCUUCCGGUUCAACUGGAGAUAAUAUUUUUAUUAGCACACCACAUCCGAAAAACAUUCAGAGAUUAUCCAGAGAAUAUCCAGAAAACAUUCAAUCAUCCUCAGCAUCUUCUCUGAGCGUCUUCGGGAUACGUGCACUGUUACGGACGCCAGACGAAGAUGUCGGUCCCUCUAGACAAAUGGCUUCCAGUUCAACUGGAGAUAAUAUGCAAAGCGAAAGUGUCGGCUCUUCUAGACAAAGGGAUUCCGAUCCAACUGAACAGCCGGACAAUGUAGGCAAAAAAUCCGUAACAACGGAGGAACAGAUGUACAAUUUGAGCGUGAGCAAAGAAAUCUCGAAUUAA
This is a messenger RNA of Nylanderia fulva, 450 nucleotides long. NCBI's taxonomy places the organism in Eukaryota, Metazoa, Arthropoda, Insecta, Hymenoptera, Formicidae. The record is from RefSeq and is a predicted model, not a curated record.